Messenger RNA from Ciona intestinalis (vase tunicate), 1809 nucleotides. It is a transcript of the gene sir2-a, whose product is annotated as NAD-dependent protein deacetylase sirtuin-2. Gene Ontology annotation, cellular component: nucleus. Gene Ontology annotation, molecular function: histone deacetylase activity, NAD-dependent; NAD+ binding. The record is from RefSeq and is a predicted model, not a curated record. Lineage: Eukaryota; Metazoa; Chordata; Ascidiacea; Phlebobranchia; Cionidae.
CCUGGCAACACUGUUCGUGACGUAAUCCUGGUUUGUUUUGAAACUAAGAUGAAAUGUUUGGGUCGUUGUUGGUUGGGGGGUAAAGUGGGCAAGCUAUUUAUAAUACAGAUUAAACAAGAAUGUCAGAAAAGUUUGUUUUUGUUGAAAAUGAACAAAAGUUAUGACGAAGGUACAGGCCAAAGAAACGGUGCAACAACGAAAAAAAUGGAAAAUGAUCAAAGUUUUGUUGAAGGAGAUUUCAGCAAAUCAUGUUCGAACAAAUUAAAAUCUGGGGUGGAAAAAACAAAAAAGAAAACUGUCAAGAAAAAAAAGAAAAAGAAACAAGAACAAAAAGACGAAGUUACAAAAAUAUCAAAAUCUUUCUCCAAACUCGACAUAAAUAGAAGAGAUGUCUCAAAACAAAGAACCCCCCAACGACGAUCACAGUUGGGGAAAACACCAUCUUCCCUAUCAUCUAUUAAAGAUGUUGCCGAGUUGAUUUCAUCGGGGGGAGUGAGGAAUAUUAUAGUGAUGGCUGGAGCGGGCAUCAGCACCGGGAGUGGAAUCCCUGAUUUCAGAACACCUGGCACUGGGUUGUACGACAACUUACACAAAUACAAAAUCCCGGCCCCGACCGCUGUGUUCGACCGAGAUUAUUUCAACGUCAAUCCAAAACCUUUCUUCGAGCUUGCCAAGGAACUUUAUCCAAGUGGAAAAUAUCGGCCGAACAUUGUUCAUUAUUUUGUCCGUUGUUUGCAUGAGAAGGGCCUUCUACUACGCAUGUACACGCAGAAUAUCGAUGGUUUGGAACGAUUGGCGGGGAUUCCCCCAUCGAAACUCGUGGAGGCUCACGGGACAUUUUCGACAGCUUCAUGCACCAAGUGUGGGAAGAAAUGCAAAGGGGAAGUUAUAAAGGACAAGAUAUUGAAAGGUGUGAUCCCACGUUGUCAACUCACCCCUCUGUGUUACGGAACAAUCAAACCUGAUAUCGUUUUCUUUGGAGAGGAUUUACCGAAAAGAUUUUAUUAUUAUUUAAAAGAUUUCCCUUCGUGUGAUUUGUUGUUAGUGUUCGGAACUUCAUUGCAGGUUGAGCCGUUUGCGAGUUUGGUAGAUUCCGCGAGGUUCACGACCCCUCGAUUGUUGCUUAACAUGGUGAAGGUUGGUCCGUUCGUCAAACGAGGUCGUCGACACGACCUUGCUGUUACAGGGGAUAUAAUGGACUCGAUCCAAACGUUUGUGGAUGAACUUGGAUGGGAUGAAUUCAUCAAAGAGGUCGUGGAUUCCAAUGAAAAGGUGUUACACGUGAACGACCCACCACACGAGGACAGCGGAAUAUCGAGCGCUUCUUCAACCUCGUCCGAACGUAAAGUAAUUCCACCUGUGGAUAAAAAUGUUAAACGAUAUUUUCACUCCCUGCGUUCAACCCCACUACCUAACAACAACAAGGAAACAGGAUCCGGGGAACCUCCUCACUCAUAUUAUGAAUUCAUGAAACAUUCGAUCCAGAAUCCCCCCCCGAAAUCCACCAGUGCAUUAUCUAAACAACGUCCACCAAAUAAACAACAUCCGCCCGUCAUACAAUACACCCGAACAAUACUCAGCAAAAGCAAGUCCUUUCCACGCAUGCGAUCAAGUAUAUCUGUACCAUCAUUAUAUCGCGGCAAUAAAGUUGAAACAACGAGCGAAUCAGAAACCUCCGAUGCCUCGUCCUCGUCGGGGGUUGAUUCGUAAAUUCUCAGGACAAUUACUUUCCGUUCAAUUAUUAUGUUUCAAUUCUUUGUUUAUUGUUUUCUAAUUGAUAGACAAAUAAAUAUUAUAUUUAAUAAUUUC